CCCUGCUCCACAUCCGCAGCCCUCUGCGUGGAAAGAAAACGCGCUCCCCACCCGCAGGCUUUUAGAUCCUCUCUCCUUCUUUUAAAUUUGGCCUAAUGACCUCCCUUUCUGCUGUUUUUACAUCAAAUUUAAUUUAUUUAACCCCUUAUUGUAAAAAUGCUUCCCCUUUGCGUUGUUUUAUCGUUCCUCGCUGCGUGGUUUUCCGUGGAGUGUAACCCCAGUCCCGUUUUGGGAGAUGUAGUCGUGGACAGAUAUGGCAUCCCCAAAGAGUGCGCAAGAGAGGCCAAGGAAGGAGAUUAUGUCCGCUACCAUUAUAACGCCACAUUUAUGGACGGAAAGACGCUGGAUUCCAGCUAUGAGAAAGGAGCAGCCAAAGUGGGCCUGAUCGGGGAGGGUCGGCUCAUUGCAGGAGUUGAUAAAGGCCUGCAGGGGAUGUGUGUGAAUGAGCGCAGGAAAAUCACCAUCCCUCCACACCUGGCCUAUGGGAGCGCAGGGGCAGGGGAUGUGAUUCCUCCAGAUUCCACGCUGGUCUUCAACGUCCACCUCUUGGAUCUGUGGAACAAGGAAGACCUGGUCGUCACCAAAACAGUCAGUACUCCCAAGGACUGCAAGCGCUCAGUGAUGCGUACAGACUUUGUGCGUUACCACUUCAACGGCACUCUGCUCGACGGAACCGUCUUUGACUCCAGCUACAACAGGAAGCAGACCCACAACUCCUUGGUAGGCGAAGGCUGGCUGGUCAAAGGCUUGGACGAGGGCCUGUUGGGGAUGUGUGUGGGCGAGAUCAGACACAUCGUUAUUCCACCAUUCAAAGCUUAUGGAGAAAAAGGAUCAGGCACAAUGAUUCCCCCUCAGGCUACGCUGGUCUUUGACGUCCUCUUAGAAGACGUUUAUAACCCAAAUGAUAACAUCACCAUCGACUACCAGGAUGUUCCAGAGUCCUGCACUCGCAAGUCUGUGCCGGGGGACUACAUCCGGUACCAUUAUAAUGGGACCUUCCUGAACGGAGUGACCUUUGACACCAGCUACCAGAGAAACAGCACAUAUAACACCUACAUUGGGAUGGGCUACGUGAUCCCAGGUAUGGACCAGGCCCUACUGGGAGUCUGCAUAGGGGAAAAGAGGAGGGUCAUCAUUCCUCCACACCUUGCUUAUGGAGAACAAGGAGCUGGCGAUGUGAUCCCUCCAUCUGCCGUUCUGGUUUUCGACAUCCACGUCAUCGACUUCCAUAACCCCAGCGACAAGGUGGAGAUUGAGGUAACCUACAAACCGGAGGUGUGCAACGACACCACUGCUGUAAACGACCUGGUGCGCUACAAUUACAACUGCACCCUGAUGGACGGGACUCUACUCUUCUCCUCAGACGACUACGAGAACCAACAGGAAGCUGCUCUGGGACAGGACAAGGUGAUCGAUGGGCUGGAUGAGGGCUUGAGGGGCAUGUGUGUCGGGGAGAAGAGGAGGAUUACAGUGCCGCCUCACCUCGGACACGGAGAGAGGGGAGCUGCUGGCGUACCAAGCAGUGCAGUGCUGGUCUUCAACAUCGAAAUGGUGAGCUUUGAGAAAGGUGUCCCACCUGGUUACCUGUUCGUGUGGCUUGAUGACACUCCUGCAGAUCUUUUUGAAGCCAUGGAUCUGAACAAGAACGGAGAGGUGCCGCUGGAAGAGUUUGGGGAGUUUAUCAAGCUGCAGGUUGCAGAAGGAAAAGGACGGAUAAAGCCAGGAAUGACCAUGGAGGAAAUUGUGGCCGACAUGUUUCAAAACCAGGACCGCAACAAAGAUGGCGUGAUAACAGUCAAUGAGCUCAAACUAAAAGUCGAAGAGGACAAGGAACGGGAGCAAACGAAACACGAAGAGUUGUGAGGAGGGAAAAAAAGGCUUUUAUUUCCUCUCAGGGACAAACGAUAAAAACAAGCUACAGCUCGUACCCAGCGUCACCGUUUAUUUACAGUAUUUGAGAAAAAACUGUGCAAAACAAUCUUUUCUGGAGGAUUUUUUUGUGUUAAAAAUAAAAGAAGCACCUUUUUUUUGUGUCCCUGAA
Molecule: messenger RNA, 2041 nt
Organism: Cyprinodon variegatus (sheepshead minnow)
Lineage: Eukaryota; Metazoa; Chordata; Actinopteri; Cyprinodontiformes; Cyprinodontidae
Gene: fkbp10b
Product: peptidyl-prolyl cis-trans isomerase FKBP10-like
Exons: 10
Coding region: 157-1863 (568 amino acids)
Molecular function (GO): calcium ion binding; peptidyl-prolyl cis-trans isomerase activity
Source: RefSeq, a predicted model, not a curated record